This is a messenger RNA of Paecilomyces variotii, 453 nucleotides long. RefSeq lists its product as hypothetical. Bases 1 to 453 code for a protein of 150 amino acids. Lineage: Eukaryota; Fungi; Ascomycota; Eurotiomycetes; Eurotiales; Thermoascaceae. Gene Ontology annotation, molecular function: aminoacyl-tRNA deacylase activity; leucine-tRNA ligase activity; ATP binding. The record is from RefSeq and is a predicted model, not a curated record. The transcript has a single exon. Gene Ontology annotation, biological process: leucyl-tRNA aminoacylation.
AUGUAUGGCCAGGUCUGUUGUUUCGUGGAUCCUAAUAUACGUUAUGGGAUAUUUAAAGUCUCCGACACAGAGUACUAUGUCUGCACAAAGCGAGCUGCGUGGAAUAUAGCAUUUCAAGGAACAUUCUUUGAGGAUUUCCCCAGAGCUCAGUCCGAGCUUCAGCCAGUCGUUGACCUCCCUGGGUCAGCAUUUGUUGGUACCUUAAUGAACGCCCUUCUUUCCGUUCAUACCGAAGGAAUCAGAAUACUCCCCAUGGACUCCGUAUCGGCUACAAAAGAUACUGGAGUUGUCACAUGUGUGCCAUCCGAUAAUCCAGACGACUAUACGAUGAUUCAAGAGCUUAUCAAGAAACCCGAGUACUACAGCAUUGAGAAGGAAUGGGCCGAAUUUAAAAUUAUUCCUGUGAUUGAGACACCUACUUAUAGAAACCUCACGGCGAAGAAAUUAAUUUAA